Molecule: messenger RNA, 766 nt
Organism: Rhinopithecus roxellana (golden snub-nosed monkey)
Lineage: Eukaryota; Metazoa; Chordata; Mammalia; Primates; Cercopithecidae
Gene: CALCA
Product: calcitonin related polypeptide alpha
Exons: 4
Coding region: 20-466 (148 amino acids)
Cellular component (GO): extracellular region
Molecular function (GO): calcitonin receptor binding; hormone activity
Source: RefSeq, a predicted model, not a curated record
UCUGGCUCAGAGAGGUGUCAUGGGCUUCCAGAAGUUCUCUCCCUUCCUGGCUCUCAGCAUCUUGGUCCUGUUGCAGGCAGGCAGCCUCCAUGCAGCACCAUUCAGGUCUGCCCUAGAGAGCAGCCCAGACCCAACCACACUCAGUGAGGAGGAAGCGCGCCUCCUGCUGGCUGCACUAGUGCAGGACUAUGUGCAGAUGAAGGCCAGUGAGCUGGAGCAGGAGCAGGAGCAGGAGCAGGAGCAGGAGCAGGAGACCGAGGGCUCAAGCCUGGACAGCCCCAGAUCUAAGCGGUGCGGUAAUCUGAGUACUUGCAUGCUGGGCACAUACACGCAGGACUUCAACAAGUUUCACACGUUCCCCCAAACUGCAAUUGGGGUUGGAGCACCUGGAAAGAAAAGGGAUAUGUCCAGCGACUUGGAGAGAGACCAUCGCCCUUAUGUUAGCAUGCCCCAGGAUGCCAACUAAACUCCUCCCUCUCCUUCCUAAUUUCCCUUCUUGCAUCCUUCCUAUAACUUGAUGCAUGUGGUUUAGUUCCUCUAUUGUGGCUCUUUGGGCUGGUAUUGGUGGCUUUCCUUGUGGCAGAGGAUGUCUCAAGCUUCAGACAGGAGGAAAAAGAGCAGGACUCACAGGCUGGAAGAGAAUCACCCGGGAAAAUACCAGAAAGUGAGAGCUGCUUUGAGUCCCCCAGAGAUGUCAUGAGAGCUCCUCUGUUCUGCUUCUGAAUGUGCUGAUCAUUUGAGGAAUAAAACUAUUUUUCCCCAAAGA